Centruroides sculpturatus (bark scorpion) is the source of this 447-nucleotide messenger RNA. Its product is annotated as putative ferric-chelate reductase 1 homolog. Lineage: Eukaryota; Metazoa; Arthropoda; Arachnida; Scorpiones; Buthidae. The transcript is spliced from 3 exons. The coding region runs from base 137 to 424 and encodes 95 amino acids. Gene Ontology annotation, molecular function: oxidoreductase activity, acting on metal ions. The record is from RefSeq and is a predicted model, not a curated record.
UAUAUUUAUAUAAUUUAAUAAAGAAAACAUUGUAGAAUAUCUUUUUAUCUAUAACAGUUCGUUGACCAAUUAUUUUUAAAAUAGAUUAAGAUGAAAUUUUAAAACCUGACACGCCAAGGUGCAAGAAUUUUCAGAAAUGGCAAUAAGGCGCUUGGAUCCUCAAGCAUCAUUUAAAGGUUUUAUGGUCCAAGCUCUUGAUAAAGAAACUGGUAAAUAUAUUGGUAAAUUUAUCGAAGCACCGGGUUUAGCCGUUAUGAAAGAAUGUUCGGCUGUAAGCCAUAGCAAUCCUAAACCCAAAAUCGCAGUUCAUUUGGCAUGGGUGGCACCCAACGAUCAUUCCGGACAAGUGGUUUUUAGAGCGACGAUAGUAGAAACUAAGAAAGUAUUUUACGAAGGUUUACAAUCGCAACUGGAUCGAAACUGAUGGACUAGAAUUAUAUUCCGCGA